CGCGCAACUGCCACGGUAGCGCUGCUGAUCCCUUCGUACGCUCUUUUCCGAGUCCCCUUUGACAGCGCAUCUCUUGGCCAGCAUCUCCAAACGGCCUGCCCAGACAAGUUUGCGACUGUCGGGCUGCCUCCUGGAUCUCUUAACCCCCCGUAUCGAUUGCUGCAUCCGUCAUCGAAGCUCCGCCUUUCUCCCUGCUUCCAUCCAUUUCCCGCAUCCGCACUGCAUCCCGACACCCACCAUGGCACCCUCACGGCCCCGCGCAUCGCUGCUCUCGCUCCUCGCCCUCACGCCCUUCCUCCCGCACUCGGCAUGGGCCUUUGACUGCAAAGACAUCCUCGCCGACGGCGCACACUUCAACUUUAAAGACCUCGGCGGCCCGCACGUGGUGCACUGGGAGGAGUCGGAGAUUGAAAAAGAGCUCAAGUUCAAGUACAACUUUACCCUCGACAUUUGCAACCCGCUCAAAUGGCACAAGGGCGGCUCGCUCGAUACCGAGUGCCAUCACGGCGCAAGGGUUUGCGGCAUCCGCGAGAUGAUCGACCUGAACAAGGACAACAACCUGACCAUUACACCCAUCGACAUUGCUGGCACGUAUGCGCUGCAGAACGGAAGGAAAAUCGACGCCAAGUUUGAGAAUCUCGGCCACUCCAAGAGCAACUCUGAUGCGAGAGAGGGUGUCAGGGCGACUCUGAACGGCGGCAGGUUUCCUUUUGACGAUAAGAAGGAAGGCAUGGACCAGCGGGCUAUCAUUGAGUUUGUGUGCGACAAGGAUAGGUCGGGUCUGGAAGGCGGUGAGAAGGACGACAGCCCGCACGAAGACGGUGACAAGGACGAAAAGGAAAACGAUGGCGACAAGAAAAAGGACGACGAGAAAAAGGGCGAUGAUAAAAAGGAUGACAAAAAAGACGACGACAAGAAGGGCGAGAAACUAAAGACAAGAAAUGACAACACCAAGGGCAAGUGCGAGGACAGCGACGCCAGUCUGCGCUUCUGCGGAUACGAGGUUGAGACUGAAGCCAAGGACAAGAAGAUUCGCACGCUGAGGCUCGAGUGGCGGACCAAGUACGCCUGUGCCGACGCACCUGAGCCUGACAGCGGUUCUUCGUGGGGCUUCUUCGGCUGGUUCUUCAUUGUUGUUUUCCUCGGCAUCGCAGCCUACCUCAUCUUCGGCUCCUGGCUCAACUACAACAGAUAUGGCGCACGAGGAUGUGAUUUGCUCCCGCAUUCCGAGGCCCUGCGCGAUAUCCCAUACAUUGCAAAGGAUUUUGCGCGAAAGGUCAUGGAUACAGUGCAAGGAGGGGGUGCAAGAGGAGGGUACGCCGCUGUAUAAGGCAGAGAGUCAUCAUAUUUUCUCUCUCUCUCUCUCUCCCUCUCUCUUUCCCCCGCCCUCUCUUAUUCCUUUUAUCUUUUUUCUCUCUACACUUUCAACAUUGUAUCUACACAUACUCACUCCUAAAUAUGUGCAUUGGCAUAUAUGCUUUCGUUGUAUGCUGCGCGAGGCGCGGGUGCGGAGAUGCGGGGGGGGGGGUGGGAAGGCGCGCCAGGGCAAGGCUGGCUAGGGGCUUGCGGCUUGUGAGGAGGGAAAACAAGUCCAAGGCGAGGAGAUAUAAACCAAGUUUGUGGCUGUGCGUGUGUGUGUGUGUGUGUGUCUCUCUCUCUCUCUCUGGAAUCAUCGUAGCAAUGAGGGAGUAGGGUUGUUUCUUUCUUUCUUUUUCUUUUGGGGGCCAACUCUGAAUAGUUUCUAUUCAUUCCAUGGCAUGUUAGGGCGUAAAGAGGCUCUCUCUCUCUCUCUCUCUC
Molecule: messenger RNA, 1797 nt
Organism: Exserohilum turcica Et28A
Lineage: Eukaryota; Fungi; Ascomycota; Dothideomycetes; Pleosporales; Pleosporaceae
Exons: 2
Coding region: 239-1330 (363 amino acids)
Source: RefSeq, a predicted model, not a curated record